Molecule: messenger RNA, 6200 nt
Organism: Puntigrus tetrazona (Sumatra barb)
Lineage: Eukaryota; Metazoa; Chordata; Actinopteri; Cypriniformes; Cyprinidae
Gene: dpy19l3
Product: dpy-19 like C-mannosyltransferase 3
Exons: 17
Coding region: 1993-4224 (743 amino acids)
Cellular component (GO): nuclear inner membrane
Molecular function (GO): mannosyltransferase activity
Source: RefSeq, a predicted model, not a curated record
AUUUUUCAUGCAUUUCCUCUUGAAAAGGAAUUGCUUUCCAUAUGUGCUGACAGAAUAUUUUUCUUUCCUUCUGUGGCGUAACAGUCACAUAAACAGUUAGCCAGAGUUUGGGCUGCAGAUCGUGUUAUGACUUCCAGACCUGAAACAGAUGAAUCCACAGUGCCAAAAAAGUUAUGUCAUGUUCAGUUGGAUAAAUCAGCAUGUCCCUGUAUCCCAGUUCGCUCGUUAAAAUAAUACAGAUCAGAAGUAGUUUAACCACAUCUCCCAAUCAGUGCAGGAUUUACUGCUGCCGUUUUUGCAAUAGGGUUAGCUUAGUUUCUGUAUUUAUUUAUUGUGCAAUGCAGUUUGACAGUGUCUGUGUGUGUGUGCGUGUGUGUGUGUGUGUGUGUGCGUGUGUGUGCGUGUGUGCCUGUGUGACUUACGUCUUUUCUUGGAAGCGAGGCCUAGUUUUCAUUUAGUGAAUCUAACAAGAUCCCAACCUGUGCUGUUUUCAUGCGAGCUAUGUUCUGAGAUUCUUUUGUUUCUCAUAAAUACUCUUGAUUGAAUAUGCACCACAUUUCAUAACGCCAGAUAAAAGUGUUUUUUUUUUCUGAAUGUGUUGGCAGAGUAUUUUUAGACUCUAAAUUUUUUUUAUUUUCCAUGCUUUCAGGCGUAUUUGUCUAAAAAACAUGUUGAAUAAUUACAGGACCAGCCCCAUGAUUGCAGUGUGUUGCAUUUUUCAUCUAAGUUAAAGAUGCGACUUAAAAUGGAAAGUAAACUAAUGGUUGCAAACCCAAUUUUCUGGAGGACCUUUUCUCUAAAUGAAUGCACCAGGCUCAGAUUGUUAGUAGAGGGUCUUAGACAAAAUGGGUUGCAGAUAAGCCAGGGGACGUUGCUGUAAAAGUAACCAAGAGACGUAUUAGAGACCAACUCAAAAAAUGUUUAAAUUAUGCCUGGUUCAUAAUAGCUCAGCAUGAGGAAUGGAUAGCACAAAAAGGUCAUGUCAAGUUUAAAAUGAAGUCAGAAGCUCAUGCAUGCUGGCUGAUAUUUCACUGCUCGCCUAUGAUUCGUCUUACUUUUAUCUGUACUCUUGCUUUUCUGAACGUGACUGGAAUGAUGGCCGUGUGACUAAGUUUCAGUCUCCAUGUGUUUCUUUCAUUCUCCGGUUUAAAAACACUUCCAUGACCGAGUGAGCAUUUGAUCGUGCUUUAUUUGCAGGCAGAUGAAUCACCUGUUCUGUUUCUGAAGGAGAGCUGUGGGAAUGUCCACUGGUUAACAGUUAAUCAAAUGCUGCAGCAGAAAGCUCCAUUAGAAGAGCGGAUGGAUUCCGCAUUGUUUUUCUAAUCAUUUCCACUCUUUCAAUGGGGAAACAGCAGUAAAUUUUACAGAGGCUGUGUAAAUGUUCUAAGCAGGAGCUGGUUUUCCAGCACACUAAGCUUCGUAAAUGACGAUUUUGCCAUUAUUUUCGAACAAAGGCAUUUGAAGUCCAGUAUGUUCCUCCUCUGAGACACUACGCUAAAGCGGGAGACAGCUGCAUUCGGGACGCUUUUAAAUUCAUUGUGUGUGAAGUCAUGUCCAUGUCGGUUAUAGCUCAACACGGUCUUAAUUUCAAACUGGAUGUCGCUCUAUUGUUAGUUCAACUGUUUUUACAAAUGCUCUUAAAUAAUUUUCUACAUGAUGUUCCAAGCGUUCCCCCCCCCAUCUUUUUAAUGUUUUUUCCCCGACUACCGAGAGGUCACCAGUUGUGCGGCCCACAUGCCUUCCUUCCUGUCUCAGCCCCUCUCUCUGAUCACAUGUAAAAUGUUCCUCCGGCAGAUUGUGGUUUGGUGCCGACUGGAGCUUACAAUGAUCUCAUGAGGUUUUGUUUUAUUGUUUUAAUACGCGUGCUAUGCUGGUUUUUGGGCAAGAAACUCUGGAAAGACCGAUAAACAAAAGAGCUUGCGGUCUCUAACAGGGAAAGUCAGAGGAACCUUCAGGAAAGACAGGGAAGUCGGAGGAUAAUAAUCCGUGAGAAUGAAGGUUCGUCGCAGGAGAAAUAGCAAUUUGGAUGAUGACUCAGGGGCCACCCGGGAUAGACCACCUUUGCUAAACUUUGGGGGAAAAGACAAUCCGAGGGAUUACAAGAGUGGGCAGAGGGGCACAGAAGAGAGUGCAAAGCUUUCAUGGAAUCACAUUCCAGGACAAAACCGUUGGCCGACUGCUGUCAUAGCAGCAGGAUUACUGUUGGCAGGGGUUAUUGGGCUGUUUCAUGCAUGGUGUGUUUAUUCUAUACACGAAAACCUGCUGUGGUUUUCACAGUUAAAGGAAGUUGAGCGUGAAAUCUCCUUCCGGACAGAAUGCGGCCUUUAUUACUCCUACUACAAACAGAUAUUGAAGGCACCUUCUAUACAGCAAGGUUUUUAUGAGCUUAUUCAUGACAACACUACUGAAUCAAAGAGAACAAUAAACAUCCUUCAGCGUAUGAAUAUCUACCAAGAAGUGUUCCUUGGCGUUUUGUACAGAAUACUUCCCAUCCAGACCUACUUGGAACCAAUUUAUUUCUACAUCUACACAGUGUUUGCUUUGCAGACAGUGUAUGUCAUCGCCCUCUUUAUCACUAGUUGGCUACUCAGUGACUCCUGGCUGGCCGGAGCCCUCAGUGGAGUCUGGUACAUUCUCAACAGAGUGGACACCACACGCGUGGAGUUUACCAUCUCUCUGAGGGAGAACUGGUCGAUACCUUUCUUUGCUCUUCAGGUGGCUGCCAUAACCUGCUACUUACGGCCACAGCUAAAACCUAUUCACCAGAGGGUAGUGCUGUGGCUGGUAUUCGUCUCUACCUUCUGCUUCUGUUUGACAUGGCAAUUCAAUCAGUUUGUCCUGCUGGUGCAGGCCCUUAUAAUCUUUACCAUGGAUUGCCUGGACUUCCUUACAGCGGAACAGGUGGUUUCUCUGUACCUGAUGCAGGUAUUGAGCCUGUUAUUGGUGUGGUUACUGCAGUUCUGCAAUUCUAUGAUUCUGGGCUCUCUGGUGCUCAGCUUCAUUGUGUCUGCCCUCUUCAUCAAACACUUCCAGACGGGACUAAAGACGGGCGGCUUUGUCAUGCGAGUAGGAAAACUGGCUCUUCACACACUCCUAGUCCUCACAUUAACUUUCUCCAUCAAUUAUUCAGCCAAGAAAAUACUCCAGCUGAAAUCCGACGAGCACAUCUUUAAGUUCAUAAAGGCCAAGUUUGGCUUCGGGGCAACGAGAGACUUUGAUGCCAGUCUCUAUCUGUGCGAAGAGGCUUUUGGCUUGUUGCCAUUGGAUACAUUUGAGCGGUUGGCUGGCACAGUGCUGCUCUAUCCGUAUCUGUGCACCCUCAGCGUGCUCUUCAUCUUGCUGCUGCUGGUGGCGCUCUCUAAUCUCAGCACGAAUGGGUCAGGCCAAGCAAGCAGGGAGAAAGAGGACAGGACCUUUAGGAUGCGUUCAGACGUUGCAUACAAUCUCUUGCACACCGUCUUCUUCGGGCUGCUCGCCUUUUCCACUAUGAGGAUGAAAUAUUUGUGGACUGGCCAUAUGUGUGCUUUUGCUGCUUUCGGGGUCUGUGGUAAGGAGGUGUGGUCGUUGUAUCUGAGGGUCCUUCACCUCAACACCAAAACCAUGAUGAGACUGAUCAGGUACUCUGUUCCUAUUGUAAUACUGGCGUUUCUGUAUUACAAGUUCUGGCCCAGACUGAUGGAGGAGAUUUCUGAGCUGAGAGAGUUUUAUGACCCAGACACUGUGGAGCUAAUGGAGUGGAUCAGAUUGAAGACGCCCAAACGAGCAGUGUUUGCAGGCAGCAUGCAGCUGUUGGCGGGAAUUAAGCUGUGUACUGGGAAAGUAUUGACAAACCAUCCACACUACGAGGACCAGGCACUGAGAGAGAGGACCAGACAGGUAUAUCAGAUCUAUGCGCGUCGGUCUGCUGAAGAGGUUUAUAAAGUUCUCUAUUCGGUUGGAGCGGACUACAUCGUGCUGGAAGACAGCAUCUGCUAUGAGCGCAGGCACAGCCGUGGUUGCAGGCUGAGGGACCUGCUCGACCUGGCAAACGGACAUAUCAUGGACGGCCCAGGUGAAAAUGAGCCGGACCUCAUCCCGGCGACUCACCCGCGGUUUUGUGAGGCCAUUAAGACCGACAUGCCUCCGUAUUCAACCCUCUUCACGCGAGUGUUCAAAAACAAGACAUUUAACGUGUACAAACUCAAGAAACACAAGAAGAAAAACAAAACUGAGAACGGUCCGUAAUGCUCAUUCCUCAACAGCAGUCUCCCGUCUUAACUGGAUACGUGAACGCCCCCACCUGGAAUGUUCAAUGAGUGUGUGAUAGUAGCAGGUGUGUGUGUGUGUGUGUGUGUGUGUGUGGCUGCGUGCAUGAGAGAGAUUGGAGAGAUGCCUGAUUGAGCCAGCACGCACUAGAUGAUUUGGUGCGUGUUUGUGUGUGUAAAUCUGCUCUGAGCCGGUCUGCCGCAACAGGAGCUCAAGUUUAACGUGGAGAGACGGGGGGAAAAGCUUUUUUUCUCACAGUCUGUCGCACCCCUCACUCUCUCUCUCUCUCUGAUCAUCGCAUCGCUUUCGACACAUGCCCUUCCACCAAACACACAUUUAUGCUCUUUCACACACAAUAUGAACUAAAGACGCGACAACUGCUUUCACAGCCUCAUUCCUGUCGCACUUCUAACAAAAUGAAAUGAGGAAAUAGCAAUGGGUAACAAUGCUUUGUAAUUGGAAUUCACAAGAGCGGUUUGGGGUAAUUAGUGGCUGUGGCAGUGUUGUCUUUAAAUCUGCCAAACUGUUGGCUGGUGUUAAGUUGGGCCACAUCCAGCUGUUCGGCUGUGUAAAAACAAAAAAAAAAAAUAAUCUGAAUAACCAGCCUCAUUCAUGGGCAUAUAGAAAGUGCCAUAAAAACUUCUAAGAAUAAAUUGUAAGAAUAAAUGUCACGAAAUCUACUUUUACCUAGAAAUUGUGAAUUAUGUUGGAUUCUUUUGGAUUCUACUGUAUAUGUUUUGUGCAUUAGUUGUGUAAGUAGGAGGCCAUCACGGACACUAUAUAUGGUUAAAAAGAGUUUAGACAUUUGACAUUGUAAACAAGCAGGGGCAUUAAAGGAUUAGUUCACUCAUAAAAUGAAAAUUAGGCUUUGUUUUACUAAACUUCAUAGCAUCUUAGUUUUAUGUGACUUUCUUCUUUCAGAAGAAUCUAAUCUGAGAUAUAUUGAAGAAGAAAAAAAAAACUAUCGUGUUUUAUUACGGAUGCACAUACUUUAUCUUCUGAAGUGUAUACAACAAACGCCUGCUUAGUUUCAUGGAAAGGCUCAGAGAGACCUGGACAAAUUUUUAUAUAACGCUGACUGGAUUCGUCUGACAGUAGAAAGUCGCAUACUCCUAGGAUACUUCGAAAAAUAAAACACAGGCUAAUUUUCAUUUUUGAGUAAACUAACCCUUUAAAUUUAGUAUGUUUUAGGAUGAAUAACAGUUGAAAUGUUAUUAAAGGUUAGACGUAUUCCAUGGCAUUUCCUAAAUUGUGAAGUUGUAGUUCAGUUGAAAUAUUAAUUUAGUCGUUUUAAAACGUGGUUAAAGAAUAUUGAUCGGUCAACAAUGUUAUGAUGCUAAUUUUUCCUUCUUGAGCUCUAAAGGAAGAGCCUUUAGUGUAUGAAAGUGCCUUUCCAUUUUUGGAUAAGCUCUGCUGCGCUAACGACUCAUGCAUUCAAAAGAUCUUCAAAUGAGUGGCCUUAAGUGCUACCAAAAUUUACCUACCUUCAAUCUUUGCUGCUGUGUUUUUUCUUCCCCAGAAUAUUGGAUGAAUAUCUUUGUACAGAGGUACAAAUCCGUUUUGAAUAACUUUAAAGUGUUUAAGGAUAAACAUGGUGUUUCUUUUCUGCAAAUUCGGUUUGUAGCACGAGGGCUCCUCUGUGACAUUCUGUGAUUGUAUUAUAACAUGUUGUUAUCUUACCUGUCAGACGACUUUCAUGUAAACCUUUGCUUCACACAGCAUCUCUGUCACAACACAUUGUUCCUCAGGCGAUGAUCUUUAUGGAGCUGUGUGCUUUGAUUUCAUAUGCUGACAUUGUUUAACUGUAAGAGUUGUUUGGUACGGUUCAUUGCACUAGUUUGUUACUGUGGUAUUUCACGCAGAGGGAUUGUUCCCAUUUGUGUCAAAAGUGUUGAUUUGUUUUUGGAUGUUCAGUGUUCGCUUCCAUUUUUAUAUUAAAGCAGAUUUGUAUGGUG